AUGAUUUCUAAAACAUUUUUAGAAAAGCGUGAGGUAAAGUUUCCUCGUAGCAAAAUUCCGUCAAAUAUUUUGUCUCAUUCAGUUUUAUCAAAAAAUUCGCAUGUCUUUAAACCUUUAUCAUCAGAGAAUUCUACCAGAUACUGUUUGAUAUUAAAGAAAUUGAAAAAGGAAUUAUGGAUUGAAUCUCAUUUAGCAUUUCAACAUAUUGUAGCAGACGAUAAAUCCGCAGCCGGAACAUGGUGGUUGGAUAGUGCGAGGCAACCUGAUCCAGUCAAUAGAUUUUCAUUUAUGGGAUCAACACCAGCACUUUCCAAUUCAUUUUCAAUAUCUUAUUCAACCCUUGGGAAAAAACUUUUAAUCACAUGCUCAAAUGGAUCUGUAAUUGAAAAAAAGUUGACAGAUCAUCAAACAUUUUGGGAUUGGAUGUCAAAUACUAUAAAUUAUUUUAAUCAACAUAUGGAUAGUUUAAGGAUAUUGCAUGAUGAUGGAACCUUACAUGAUGUUAAAGAACGAAAAAUCCCCUUUGAUUUUAGAUUGGGAAUGGUUGGCUAUUUUGGUUAUGAGAUGAAAAGGGAAUCAUUAUCAGGUUAUGCAAUUCCAACAAAUCAACACCUUUCUCAAUCUUCUAAUAUACCAGAUUCUGCAUUCAUCUUUACAACUCAGGCGAUCAUAUUUGAUCAUUUAGAAAGAGAGAUAUGGUUAUCAGGAUUAGUUCGACUUGGAGAAAACAAAAGUCCUAAGAAAUUUGAUUUUGUAGAAAAUGAGUUGGGAAUGUAUCCAGGACGUUUGUUUGAUGCUUAUAAAUCGUGGGUUACCUCUAUAGAGAAGCAAUUAUGUAGUAUCAAUAGUUUCAUGUCUAAAUCUAAUCAAAUUCCACUUAAGAACAAUAAUCGGAAUGAGAAAUUAUCCUCUUCAAUUCCAAACAUCCCUUUUACACCCGAUAUGAAACGAGAUGCUUACGUAAAAGCAAUCGAAAAAGCACGUUCAUAUAUAUAUAAAGGACAAAGUUAUGAAUUAUGCUUAACUACACAAUUUAGAACCAAUUUUCCGAAAAAAUUAGAUUAUGAUUUGGUUGAACUUUAUAAACGCAUUAGAUCAUUCAAUCCAGCACCCUUUUCCGCUUUAUUAUAUUUUUCAACUGAAGACAUAUGUAUAUUAAGUUCGUCACCUGAGAAAUUUGUACACAUUGAUAACGAAGGAAUUAUGGAAAUGAAACCUAUUAAGGGAACCGUUGCAAGGGCAAAGGGAUGUUUUUGUUUAAACGUUGAAGAAUGCGAUCAAGGAACUUCAUGUGAAGCAGGGCGAAAGAAGGAAGACAUGAAAAGAAUGAGUCGUCUUAAAGAUGAUGUUAAAGAACGUUCAGAAAAUUUAAUGAUUGUGGAUUUGAUUCGUAAUGAUUUAAUACAAUUAUGUCAACCUAAUACAGUACAGGUUCCAUACUUAAUGAAAGUUGAGUCAUAUGAGACUGUACAUCAGCUCGUAACUACGGUUAGAGGACAGCUAAGGGAAGGUUUAGAUUGUGUUAAGGCUAUACAAGGAUGUUUUCCCCCGGGCUCGAUGACAGGUGCACCUAAAUUGAGAGCCGUUCAGUUAUUAGAUGAAUUAGAACAACACAACACAAGAGGUGUUUAUUCCGGAUGUUUAGGUUAUAUUUCUUUGCAAGAUGGAAGUGGAAAGGGGAGAGGUACUUCUCACUUCAGUGUUGUUAUUAGAACAGCCAUUGUUUGUGGUGAAACAGGUGAAAUAUCAGUUGGGGCAGGUGGAGCUAUUGUUUACCUUUCAAAUGCUGAAUCUGAAUGGGACGAAGUUGUAUUAAAAUCCCAAUCUGUCAUUCCUAGUAUAUUGGAAUACAUAAAGAAGACCUAUUAA
Funneliformis mosseae is the source of this 1869-nucleotide messenger RNA. The record is from the annotation of a GenBank genome assembly. Lineage: Eukaryota; Fungi; Glomeromycota; Glomeromycetes; Glomerales; Glomeraceae.